Molecule: messenger RNA, 2440 nt
Organism: Anguilla anguilla (European eel)
Lineage: Eukaryota; Metazoa; Chordata; Actinopteri; Anguilliformes; Anguillidae
Gene: ddx41
Product: DEAD (Asp-Glu-Ala-Asp) box polypeptide 41
Exons: 17
Coding region: 163-2010 (615 amino acids)
Biological process (GO): mRNA splicing, via spliceosome
Cellular component (GO): spliceosomal complex
Molecular function (GO): RNA helicase activity; zinc ion binding; RNA binding
Source: RefSeq, a predicted model, not a curated record
UCCUCGGCCACCGUACCACUGUCGGAAAAGAAACGCGAUGGCGACGGUGCUGUUUGUUUUCCAACGCGGAGCUCAUAAUUGAACUCAAUUUUAUCAACGCAAUAACAAAAUACAGCGGAUAUUUCUGAAACUUUGCCAACUCAUAACCUACAGAAUAUAACAAUGGAUCCAGAAAGCAGAUCAAGGAAGAGGCACCAGGAGGAAGAGGAGGCACCAGGCUCAGAGGGAUCUGAGGAUGACGCGUAUGUGCCAUAUGUUCCUGUCAAACAGAGGAAACAAGAGAUGCUGCAGAAGCUGCUGCGGCUGCGGGGGAAGGGCCUGACGGAGGAGGAGCAGAGGGAGAGCGGAGGCGAGCAGAGGGACGAUGAGGAGGGCGUCGGCCCGCGCUCUAAUGUCAGCCUCCUCGACCAGCACCAGCACCUGAAGGAGAAGGCCGAGGCUCGAAAAGAAUCGGCAAAGGAAAAACAGCUAAAGGAGGAGGAGAAGAUCUUGGAGAGUGUGGCUGAGGGAAGAGCGCUGAUGUCCGUGAAGGAGAUGGCCAAGGGAAUCACGUACGAGGAUCCAAUAAAAACCAGCUGGAGGCCGCCACGCUACAUCCUGAACAUGCCCUCGGCGCGGCAUGACCGCGUGAGGAAGAAGUACCACGUCCUGGUGGAGGGAGAAGGAAUCCCUCCUCCCAUCAAGAGUUUCAGGGAGAUGAAGUUCCCACAAGCGAUAUUAAAGGGCUUGAAGAAGAAAGGCAUCGUUCAUCCCACGCCCAUUCAGAUCCAAGGAAUCCCAACCAUCCUCUCAGGACGGGACAUGAUCGGGAUCGCCUUCACGGGUUCGGGGAAGACUCUAGUGUUCACACUGCCCAUCACCAUGUUCUGCCUGGAGCAGGAGAAGAGACUGCCCUUCUACAAGAGAGAGGGGCCCUACGGACUCAUCAUCUGCCCUUCCAGAGAGCUGGCGCGGCAGACCCACAGCAUCAUUGAGUACUACUGCAAGCUUCUGGAGGAAGAGGGGGCCCCGCCCUUGCGCUGCGCCCUCUGCAUUGGAGGCAUGUCUGUCAAGGAUCAGAUGGAGGUGGUCAAACACGGCGUGCACAUGAUGGUGGCCACACCUGGUCGGUUGAUGGACCUCCUGCAGAAGAAAAUGGUGAGCCUGGACAUCUGCCGCUACCUGGCGCUGGACGAGGCCGACCGCAUGAUUGACAUGGGCUUCGAGGAGGACAUCCGCACCAUCUUCUCCUACUUCAAGGGCCAGAGGCAGACGCUGCUGUUUAGCGCCACCAUGCCGAAGAAGAUUCAGAACUUUGCCAAGAGCGCCCUGGUGAAGCCCAUCACCAUCAAUGUGGGCCGCGCUGGGGCGGCCAGUCUGGACGUCAUUCAGGAAGUGGAGUACGUGAAAGAGGAAGCCAAAAUGGUGUACCUCCUGGAGUGCCUGCAGAAGACUCCGCCCCCCGUGCUGAUGUUUGCAGAGAAGAAGGCGGACGUGGACGCCAUCCACGAGUACCUUCUGCUGAAGGGCGUGGAGGCGGUGGCUAUUCACGGAGGGAAAGACCAGGAGGAGAGGACGAAGGCUAUUGAAGCCUUUAAGGAAGGGAAGAAGGAUGUGCUGGUAGCCACAGAUGUGGCCUCCAAGGGGCUGGAUUUUCCUGCCAUCCAGCACGUGGUGAACUACGACAUGCCCGAGGAGAUCGAGAACUACGUCCACAGAAUUGGGCGUACUGGAAGAUCGGGGAAGACUGGGAUCGCCACCACCUUCAUCAACAAGGGCUGCGACGAGUCAGUCCUGAUGGAUCUGAAGGCUCUGCUGAUCGAGGCCAAGCAGAAGGUGCCGCCCGUGCUGCAGGUGCUGCAGACCGGCGACGAGACCAUGCUGGACAUCGGAGGGGAGCGAGGCUGUACGUUUUGCGGCGGUCUGGGCCAUCGGAUCACAGACUGCCCCAAACUGGAAGCCAUGCAGACCAAGCAGGUCACCAACAUCGGCCGCAAGGACUACCUGGCACACAGCUCCAUGGACUUCUGAGCUCCUCUGGACUAUUUCUCUCUGGCUGUCUUCACCCACCUCUCUCUCUCUCGCUCUCUCUCUCUCUCUUCACCCAUCUCUCUCUCUCUCUUCCUCAUGUUUAUCUGUCCUGUCCAAUCUCUCUCUCUCUCUCUUUCUCUUUCUCUUUACCUUCCUUUCUCUCUCAGUUGCCCUAUUUUGAAUAUUUUUAUCUGAUGGGCACCUGUUUUGAAGCUCCCUUAUCACGGUCACUGCCGGUGGGGUGGGGGAUGUAGUGAUUGCUCAUUUCCAGAACGUUCUGUAGGUAAAUGCCUCAAGCGUGUUUCCCUGCUCACCCUCACCACACUGCUGUAAAUCCCAUGUGCUUUUACAAGGCUUCCUUUUGUAUGGAUUUUCUGAAGGAAAACUCCAGUGUUGAUGUAAUGUAAAUAAAGUUGCAAACAGAGCUUGA